AUGAAAAACGACAGUGAAGAUGAAGCCCAGAGCAACAAGCAGUUAGUGUUGCAUGCCCAGCGUUCAGUCCCGCGUCAAGCACAGCCAGAAGCAUUCUGCUCCCGUUUCAUCAACCCAGCAGACAUCCCUGCAGUCACAGACGAUGAAGACAACGAAGUCUCUUCUCUCUCCGAAUACGAGUCGCUAGAGAGCACCGAAGACUGGGAGCACCUCGUACCUCAAACCCCCACCGCAAACGUGAGCCCCAAACACACACCUCUUCCAUUCAUCCCCACUAACCCCCAAACCCCCCAGCAGUCCCCCUCGUAUCCGUUCCCGGGAACCUGGUCCGCGGCUCUCCAAGACUCCAACCACGCCAUGACCAAAGUCAGCAGCGCAACCCUCUCGUACGUCGGCGCCCUCGCCACCUCGGGCAUGGGCAAAGCCACGCGGAGCAUCAGCGCCGCCGCCCUCUCCACCACCAACAAGUACGCUGCCUCCCUCACCAGCUGGGGCCUCGCCAAGUCGGGUUUCGGCCGCAACGAACUCCCCGCCCCAAUCUGCAAGUGGCUCACCAAGAAAGAAGAGGCCGACAAGAAAAAGAGCAAGGCACGCAUCAAGAGCGAGAUGUCCCAGCGCGAGUUCACCGAUGCGAGGGGCAGGUAUAAUCUGUCAAAAACCAAGGAAGCUGAGGCUGGAGAAGAGACCGGUUGGGGCGAGCAGGAGAUGAGGGGCGGUGGUCCUUUUGAUGAUCGGUUCGCUAUUGCUGAUACUGACGAGGAGAGUGACAGCGAGGAGGGGGAGGAGGACGCGGGAGAAGAUGAUGGUCUGGUCAGCAUGUUUGAGUUUGAUGACUGA
Molecule: messenger RNA, 837 nt
Organism: Bipolaris victoriae FI3
Lineage: Eukaryota; Fungi; Ascomycota; Dothideomycetes; Pleosporales; Pleosporaceae
Exons: 2
Coding region: 1-837 (278 amino acids)
Source: RefSeq, a predicted model, not a curated record